This is a messenger RNA of Branchiostoma floridae (Florida lancelet), 2045 nucleotides long. Its product is annotated as SH3 domain-containing protein Dlish-like. The record is from RefSeq and is a predicted model, not a curated record. Gene Ontology annotation, molecular function: protein binding. Bases 120 to 1046 code for a protein of 308 amino acids. Lineage: Eukaryota; Metazoa; Chordata; Leptocardii; Amphioxiformes; Branchiostomatidae. The transcript has 3 exons.
AUUCGUCAGCUUCUUUCUCUUCUGUGUCGUCGGUUCAUUGAAAAGCCCGCGCGCCGCAAAGUUCUUACCUGCUUUGCAAUGCAAAACACCUGACGUUUUCAUGACGUCACAAAUACAAGAUGGCGUUCUUCUGUCCGGCGAGAAUUCUUGGCCGGAAGCGAAAGAAAGCGAGAGAACGGCACCAACCAGUGAAGCCCGUCCCCGGCCGUAUUACGGGUAGCGACAGCGUGGACACACUGGUACGGGUCGGGCUGGAAAAAGAACAAGGACUGAAGACCAGCUCUCGCAUGGUCGUCGUUCGCAACUUCUCCCCCUGCGUAGAAGACGAACUGGACGUCAAACGCGGCGACACCGUGUACGUUUUAUACACCGAGAACGAUUGGAUCUACGUCAUAUCACCCAAUGGGAGGGAAGGUUUCAUUCCAUCCGGGUACUGCGCACCCGAAGGCACGAACAUUGACGACUUCGCCGACGACGGGUACUCGGCUUCCGACGGGGAUUCGUUAUCGUCCGGAAUUCAUCCGCCAUCUUCUAUCGCUUCACAGACUUCUGAAACAAGCAUGUUUAAGAAAGAACACAUGGGGAAAUACUUGGUGUUGUUUGACUUCACGGCCAGGGAUGAGAACGAUUUGAACGUGGAGAGGGGAGAGUGGGUGACAGUUUUAAACAAGGAGGACCCGUUGUGGUUUUGGGUUCUAAGGGGGAACAAUCAAGAAGGCUUCGUUCCUAGCAACUUCUUAAGUCCGGACCUAUCCUCACAGGAGGCAUAUGCACCUUUCUCAGAAUCCGAUGACCGGUUGUUAGACCACCCGACCAUGCGGGCGCGCCUGCCCAUCACCCGGCCCAGGGGCACGGAGCUCAUCGCUCUGUACGACUACGACGCCAAGGCACCGGACGAUCUCACUGUGACGCAGGGGGACUACCUGUACGCAGACCUGGAGAACCAGGACCAGGAGGAGUGGCUAUGGGCGUACUCUGCCGCGCAGAAGAAACACGGUUACGUACCGAGGGCGUACGCCAAGCCUCCUGCAAUGACCGCUUUGUAGACUCAUCCUCUACCAGUCUCCGUGGAUCGGUGGUCUAAUUGUAGAAAUUGGACAAAUAGAGUCAAUAGUACGCUAGGGGAGUCAGCCGGCCAGAACAAUCUGUAUCCUCCCCCAAUGGCCGUGCUAUUGACUCUAUUUGUCCCAUUUCUACAAUUAGACUACCGAUCCACUGAGACUGGUGGAGGCUUGACUCAUCCAUUAACUAGAAACUGAUCUUGCUCGGAUUUCAAAAUUUUUGGUAACGCCUCAGAGACGGAGCUUUCUUUAUGGCAUCAUUUAGAACAUGUUGACUCAUACCUUCUAGGAGAUACAACCAACCAACCAACCAAAUUCAGUAUUUUGAAAGAAGCACACGUGUCCAUAUUUUCCAAAGCCUUUGCUGACAAAUUUAUCUUUUGUAUGUCUGAAUUAAGUCGCAAUGUCUGGAAAGUUGACCGUCAUAAUUGUGCAAGAAUUAGCCUUACACUCAAAUAAUGUUUGCAGAACUUUCUGAUAAAUGCUUUGUACCACUGUUGCUCUGAAGCAAUAAAUUGUAUGUUAGAAGAAGUAGAAUAUCAAUUGCGUGAACACAACUCACAACAAUCAGCAUAAAAACGCUUGAUUUAAUUUUCCACUGUUCAUAUGAUGUCUGUUUUGAAACUGUAUACAACUGUUAUGUCAUUUUUAACGGCCUAUGAUGUUAUGGAAAGAGGUGAUAACGAUAAAUGGUAUACCCCAUUUGAAACGUAGGGGCUGAAAGGUUUAUCGAUAUCGGUAGGGGUGUAGAAAAACCCAGGUGCUCAUGCAAUACUUACCUCAUAUGUAGUGAACUAACUAUUGAAACACCUUAUUGUAACGUUUUUGUUCUAUUUAAAAUGAAUUUAGAGGGUAUUUCUGUGUUAACGAAAAUGUUUUCUUUAUUUUUUAUAUGUUGCACCAUAUGUAGCAUAGUACGUUGUCAUUAUUUUCCCAGAGUUUUCACUUUUGUAUACCUCAGUAUUAAAGAAGUAUGUUUAACAA